AUGGCCAUGGACCGGCAAUCUAUUAUGAUCAUAAUCAUUAUGAUCAUCUUCUUUUCGUUUCCGUCCGGCUAUGAACAGCCCCAUUCCGAUAAAGACAAAGAGGUGAUUCUGUAUUUCCAACACUUCAUGACUUAUUCACGACAAGUCCUAGCAAAUUCAUCCUAUAUUUCUGGCUAUGGAAAUCUUACGGGGUUCAGACUUUCAUACGAGGACAACCUCAAGGGUCAUAAUGCUCUGGAAUGGCCGCUACAUCAGUAUUCAGAAAAACAUCCGUGGGUAGAACAGGAGAAAUAUUCAUUGCUUCCGAAUAGCAUUAGUGAUGAUUUGAAGUCAUGGUGGGGAAAAGACCCUGUAGACACUUCUGAUCCAGCAGCUCCAGCAUACUUGUUGAAUGUGACAGGCUCAUGUUAUGGCGACUACUCUAUGCUCACAAAAACAAGACCAAAGCUGUAUUUUUUUGAGCUUGAAAAGCCGUUUGUGGAAUAUUAUGAAAGGUACUCGCAGUCCAAGUAUGACGAACAACGGGAGCGGUAUGAAAACGAUCCAGAAAACAACCCAGAACCAAAAAAAGACGACGACAAGAAAAAGGUGGGCGAAGAGAUCACACAAGAGGGAACUAUCCUGUUGUCGAUUCGAAGUCUCGGCUACAAUUUUGAAAACCAGGACCUCAGUAAACUCAUUGAACGUCCCGAAGAUGAAGUCCAUGACGCAGUUUUGGUGCGAGUACUGCUCGAAAUCAAAGAUCACCCAGAGAUCCAACAAUCUGAAUUUGAAACUUUGGGCAUAUAUUAUCAGACGACUGGUUCGUUGAUCACCACCACUGUAUCUGCAAAAUUCUUGGGAAUCCAUGGACUUCCUCAUAUGACGUUUUCUGAGCAGAAUUUCAACACCGCCAAGCUUUUGGUUUCGCAGCUUCUCAAUUCUUCCGCUACUGACAGCAGAAAUAAACUUGAAAAGUUGAAUAUGUAUAUCGCUCGUUCACAAGAGCAAUGCGAGUUGAUUUCGUUCUUCCAGCUUGAUAAGACAAAUUUCCUGAAACAAGAAAUCCUCGACAUCGAUGAAGAAUUGCAAAACCCCAUUGGCCGGCCCAUACCAGGAGACUUCCCCAAGGUUGUGAUCAAGAAUGCAUUAAUGUACUCGCCUGAUUGUGGGUUCGUUCUAAACUCCAACAAACCCGCUGAGGGUGAUCUCUCGAUCAUUACCAACAAAGAACGAAGGUCGAUGUUCACCAAAUUUUUGUUAAUUGUGCUCAUUCAAUUGUAUCUAUAUGUUGCUGAAAUCAGACUGCUUCGCACACCAGGACAACUUUCGAAUGUUAGCAGUACUACUCUACUGCUCCUAGCGUAUCAGGACGCAUUAAUGUCUUUAAUUGUCUUGUUAUAUGCCAACAUCACCGAGGAACUUUACCUCAUUUUAGCAUGCAUUACAGUCAACCUCGUUGUAGGUGACUUGAUAAUGGUUCGUUUCCUAGUGAAGGUAAUGUGUACUCAGGCUAACGAGCGUGGAAUAAGUUGGUGGGAACUCAUGCGUGGAGGUUCAAGAAACACAGAAACAACCAAUACAGAAGAAGCGCAACCUCAAGAAGAUACACUUCCAGCGCCUGUAACUGCCAACCAAGAACCGGCUAUUCCUGCUACAGGUCCAGGUGUUAGCGAUGAUGCUAGGUUCACAAAUGGUAUUAUUGCUACAGGACUUUCCGCCAGCAUAGUGUCGAUGUUUUUGGUUGCUGGUGCUACUACAUGGAGGAAAAGUUACAGAAAGAUUUUCGAAUACUUUGCGUUUUUGUUGAUAAAUUCUUACUGGUUUCCUCAGUUUAUCCGCAAUACUAUAAAGAACAGGAGAAAAGCAUUUCUGUGGAGAUUUAUUUUGGGGACUUCUCUUCUUCGGUUGAUGCCGUUAUUUUAUAUCUGCUUGACACCGGACAAUACCUUACGCCAUGGAUACGACCCGGUGCUUUUUGGAGUUGUUACUUUGUGGGUGUCUCUACAAUUGUUUCUUCUUUACGUACAGACGCAAUUGGGUGCCAGAUUUUGGAUCAAUGAACUGUGGCUACCUAAGGCUUACGAUUACCAUCCACAUCUCAGUAUUACAGACUUGGAAAAUGGAUUUGCAUCCGAUAUUUUGGCAGGCAUUAAAUCUCGUGCUGGUGAUGUGACUUCCGAGGAAACCCAAGCUAGUGGAUACAUGUUAUGUCCUGUUGACUGCGCUAUCUGUAUGACAGAAGUGACAAUUCCAGUUGCAGCCAGCGAGCAAAAGAAAGACAAAAAAGUUGGAAAUACCCAUUAUAUGAUAACCCCAUGCCAUCACAUCUUCCAUACAGAAUGUUUAGAGGACUGGAUGAAGUAUAAGCUUCAAUGUCCCGUAUGUCGUACCAGUCUUCCACCGGUAUAG
Messenger RNA from Meyerozyma guilliermondii ATCC 6260, 2391 nucleotides. Its product is annotated as ubiquitin-protein ligase. The record is from RefSeq and is a predicted model, not a curated record. The transcript has a single exon. Bases 1 to 2391 code for a protein of 796 amino acids. NCBI's taxonomy places the organism in Eukaryota, Fungi, Ascomycota, Pichiomycetes, Serinales, Debaryomycetaceae. Gene Ontology annotation, molecular function: zinc ion binding.